AUGAGACCACAUUUGUCAGUGUCAGAUGUAUUUGUUCUGCUCCUUUCUCUCAACACCUGGCUUGUGAAUGGCCAAUCACCUCCUGGAAAGCCUACAAUAAUAAGUUGCCAGUCCUCAGGAAAUGAAGCAUUUACUUGCCGAUGGAAACCUGGUUCAGAUGGGAGGCUUCCGACAAAUUACACUCUACUGUACAACACAGAAGGAGAAAGAGAGGCUCGUGAAUGCCUGGACUACAUAUCUGCAGGUCCCAAUUCCUGUUAUUUUAAUCAAGAAUUCACUAAACGUUGGACAACAUACAACAUUACAGUUAAGGCUAUUAAUGAUAUGGGCAGCAAUAUCUCUGAUCCUCAGUUUGUGGAUUUAAGGUACUUAGUGCAGCCAGACUCUCCUACAGAUCUAUCCCUGAAAGUCAGACAAUCGGAUGGAAUAAGGUACGUCUGGGCGAAAUGGUCACCACCUCCGUGGGUCGAUGAUUCCACAGGCUGGCAAACCUGUAAUUACGAAUUGCGACUAAAACCAGAGGGAGGCAAAGAAUGGGAGGUUCAUUUUGUGGGGCGUCAAACACAAUAUAAAAUGUCUCAUUUGCUCCCGGGAGUGAAAUACACCGUCCAGGUUCGCUCUGUUACAGACCAUUAUGGAAGGAGCAAAUGGAGCCUGGCAUCUUCCAUCCAAGUCCACAGUGGCCAGCCUCCAGGAAAGCCAACGAUAAUAAAAUGUCGCUCUCCUGAAAAAGAAACUUUUGCUUGCUGGUGGAAGCCCGGUUCUGAUGGACGUCUCCCUUGCAAUUAUACUCUGCUGUAUAACAAGGAAGGAGAACAAAAGUACCUGGAGUGCCCAGAUUACACAACUGCAGGAUCUAACUCCUGUUAUUUUGAUAAAAAGCAUACAAAACUUUGGAUAACAUAUAAUAUUACUGUGAAGGCAACUAAUGAGAUGGGUAGUAGCGUCUCUGACCCUCAUUAUGUGGAUGUGGCAAAUAUAGUUCAGCCAUAUCCACCGGAAAACCUGACUCUGGAAUUUGAGAAAAAAGUAUAUGGAGAAUAUCUGUUGUUGAACUGGACUGCGCCUUCCCUGGGUGACGUCAGAUCUGGCUGGCUAACAUUUGAGUAUGAGUUACAGAUAAAACCUGAAGAAGGACAAGAGUGGGAAAAAAUAUUUGUUGGGCAGAGAAAAACAUAUAAAAUGUUCAGUGUAAACCCAGGACAAAAAUAUGUUGCACAGGUUCGCUGCAGGGCAGACCUUGGAAUUUGGAGUGAAUGGAGCCCUAAAAGUUAUAUUAAGCUUCAAAAAGAAAUCCAAACGGAACUGAAAGAUAUUCUAGUUUGGACCUUUGUGGCUUUUUUAUUACUUGCCAUAUGCGUGAUUAUGAUCUGGACCCUGGUAUUGAAAAGAACUGACAUGGUGGCCCGCAUUUUGCCUCCUGUUCCAGGACCAAAGAUAAAAGGCCUUGAUGCUCAGCUGCUAGAGGCAGGAAAAACUGAAGAAUUAUUGAGUGCUCUUGAUUGCCAGGGUUUCCCUCCAACUUCAGAUUAUGAGGACCUGCUGGUAGAAUGUUUGGAAAUAGAUGACAGUGAAGAACAGCAGUUAAUGCCAAAUCGUGAAAACAGUCUUCCCAGUCGAAAUGUAAAGUUGGUACAGCAGGAAACAGACAGUGACUCAGGGAGAGGAAGCUGCGAGAGUCCUUCUCUGUUGUCAGAGAAACGCAAGGAAGCCAGAAAUCCAGCCUUUGAAUUGAAAGUACCAGUUACCAAUGAGGACCAAAGCAACAUUGGUGCAAAAGACAUUCCAGAAACACCAAACAUAGAUCCUGAAAGACAGCUCCCCUGGUUUAGCAGUAGUGGAUCAAAGGCAUCCACAUGGCCUGGAAUGCAACAAGCCAAUUGUCAGAUUCCCUGUCAUGACACUGUGGGGGCACAUAAAACAGCAUUCAGUGCCAUGAAUGUAAAGAGAUUGCCUAUUUUUAUACAGUGUUUUGAAAAAUAUUGUUCACAACAUUCUAAGCCAACUGAGACUAUUAGCAAUGGGAAAGCUGCAAGUUUACCCUUCAGUGCUCACCAUGACCAAGGAACAUUGUGGCUACUACCUCCAGAGAAAUCAACUUUCUUUUCUACAAAGCCAAUGGAUUAUGUUGAAGUUCACAAAGUCAACCAGAAUGGAAUGCUGGCUGUAUUACCAAAACAGAAAGAAAAUUUUGGAAAAACUGAAAGGCAACCUAUAUCUGGAGAUACUAUGGAAUACACCAAAGUUUCAACAGUUGUAACAAACAAUAUUUUGGUAUUAUUCCCAGAUCCCAAAAGGAAGGUUUUCUCUUCCUUUCAGGAGCCACCAAAGGAACCCAUCCAGAGCUCUCAGCACAGCCAAGCAGAGAAAAAUUUGAGCAACAGCCCCAUAGCUCCAAGCACUUGCAAAAUACAGACUGGUGGAUUAGAUUACAUGGAUCCAAGUAAUUUUAUGCCCGUCUUUAAUUAA
Varanus komodoensis (Komodo dragon) is the source of this 2469-nucleotide messenger RNA. RefSeq names its product prolactin receptor (gene PRLR). The record is from RefSeq and is a predicted model, not a curated record. The coding region runs from base 1 to 2469 and encodes 822 amino acids. Gene Ontology annotation, cellular component: signaling receptor complex; external side of plasma membrane. The transcript is spliced from 12 exons. Gene Ontology annotation, biological process: cytokine-mediated signaling pathway. Gene Ontology annotation, molecular function: cytokine binding; cytokine receptor activity. Lineage: Eukaryota; Metazoa; Chordata; Lepidosauria; Squamata; Varanidae.